AUCACAGUGCAUGUGUCCCCACUGUGGGGGCCGCGCCUCCCAUCUUUACCAGGCCAAGCAAGAGCACCAUCCGUCUCUACCUGCACUUUCCCGUCGGGCCCUGGGGACCUACAAGCAGAGGGGGGAACCAGAAACUCCAGCCAGGAGAAUCAGCACCCUCAAAGGAAAAGCUCGGGAUGCUAAGAUGCCAGAUCUUCAGGAUAUCUCCAAUGCUAUAUCAGAGUUACAGUCUGAAGCCAUCACUGAUAUUGGUUUGCUGGCAUCCAAGAAAGAGCCUCCAGCAGAUUACAAUGUCAUUGCACAAACAACAGAUGGCUUCGACGGCAACCUGUGGAAGGACAGCAUAUUCAAAUCCAAGGUCACGCGCUACCUCUGCUUCACCAAAAAUAAGCAAUUAUGCAACGUGGUCGUGGACAUGAAGUUGAUGGACCUGAAGGAAUGUCUGCCCGAGGGCUUCACUUCAAUUCAAGACACCAUGGAUAGCCAUGAACAAGCUUUAAGGAAGGAAAGAUUGUGUGUGAAGUUGGUCCCCAGACACACUACUGAAACAGCUAUAUGUGAUGUUAUCAUACAGGGAAAAUCCAAACACGGUCUUGCUAAUUACACCUACAUAGGAGAGCUGAAUGGUUUGGGGAUUUGGUGUCAGCUGGGAAAAAUCACAAAGUUGCAGGACGCAGCAAACAAGACCUUGCCCGCCUCUACAACCACUUGUAAUGUUGGCAGACAGGUUUCUGAGUCUCCGGCCUCCAGUCCUACCAAAAAGAACCUAGUCAGGCCAGAUUAUGAACACCACAUCAACAACAUCUACACCAAAUCAGCCAUGGAUGAUAUACCUUUUACGAUCUCAAAUAAACAUGUUUCCACAACCAGAGAUGAAAUACAGCCUAUCAAUUUAAUGGGCAUUACCAUCAAGUCACCCCAAGAGAUCGAGGAGGAAUACAAUUAUUCUUUCUACACUGAACACAGUUCUGCAGCCUUCUGAUGGACUCAGUCUGACAUCAUCCAUGUGAAAUCAGGCAGUUUUAUGUCAUCUAACCAACAAUCUGAAUUACUGUCUAUGUAUACGUUAACAUGAAAUCAAAAU
This is a messenger RNA of Triplophysa rosa, 1084 nucleotides long. RefSeq names its product multivesicular body subunit 12Bb (gene mvb12bb). The record is from RefSeq and is a predicted model, not a curated record. Gene Ontology annotation, cellular component: late endosome; ESCRT I complex. Bases 11 to 982 code for a protein of 323 amino acids. Gene Ontology annotation, biological process: regulation of epidermal growth factor receptor signaling pathway; viral budding; virus maturation. NCBI's taxonomy places the organism in Eukaryota, Metazoa, Chordata, Actinopteri, Cypriniformes, Nemacheilidae. The transcript is spliced from 10 exons.